Molecule: messenger RNA, 453 nt
Organism: Camellia sinensis
Lineage: Eukaryota; Viridiplantae; Streptophyta; Magnoliopsida; Ericales; Theaceae
Source: RefSeq, a predicted model, not a curated record
AUGGCUCAGGCAACUUAUGACAUUUUCAAUACCGAGAAAACUUCAGAGUAUGUUGGAAGCGGCAGAUAUUCCAGGAAGAAUCUAUUUGCCAGAGUUGGUCUAGCAAUUGGCAACUCGUAUCAUUACACACCAACAAAGUAUCUGUAUUCAACAUCAAUUGUUGAUGUUCCAGAAGAAUUUCUGUUGGAACCAUUCUCAAAGGAAGCUUGGUGCAAGGAAUGGAAUUGGAUAGGAUAUGUAGUUGUGGCUACUGAUCAAGGAAAGGUUGCCUUGGGAAGAAGAGAUAUAUUGGUUGCUUGGAGAGGCACAAUUCAGGCACUGGAAUGGAUUGAAGAUUUUGAUUUUCCAUUGGUGUCGGCUUAUAAAAUUCUUGGGAAAGCGUUGCUAAUACACAAUAGCAGUGGAGGUUGUUAUUGCAGUUUCUCAAAUUUGGAAGCAAAAACUAGUUUGUGA